Messenger RNA from Pseudovirgaria hyperparasitica, 1146 nucleotides. RefSeq lists its product as uncharacterized. The record is from RefSeq and is a predicted model, not a curated record. NCBI's taxonomy places the organism in Eukaryota, Fungi, Ascomycota, Dothideomycetes, Acrospermales, Acrospermaceae. Bases 127 to 903 code for a protein of 258 amino acids. The transcript is spliced from 2 exons.
AACUUACCAGCGAUAUUGAAGACCCACCUGCUCCAUCUGCACUCGACUCGACUUCAGCUCGAUAGCCAUCACUACGUUCACAGCAAAUUAGAUACACUCACACUUUAUCACGGCCAAACCACCAAGAUGGGCGUUCCACACUCAACUGCCCGUGUUCUCGCCCCUCUUUCAUUCUUGUACGACUUCGCCCUUCAGCAAUACGGCAUGCUCUCCACACCUAAUAUGAAAACUAUACACGACCGCAACAUCUCCUUCUUCUCCCCACAGCCCUUCUUCAUUGCAGGCUUCUUCUUUCCCCAGCAAUUAUUCCAGCUCGUAUGGCUGUACCGCCUGUACUUUGCCAAGGGCACAAAAGAAGAACUAGCCGAAAUGAGUGAUUUUGCGGCCGUCUAUGCGCUAGGGAAUGUGUGUAUUGGUACUUGGAUGUUGUUCUGGAAUAAAGAAAUGCUAGGCACAGCGAACGUGUUUGUUAUCAUCAAUACGCUCGCGCAGGUCGGCUAUAUGGCCACUAGGCUCAAACCCAUGCGUACGUCCAGUUACAAUUCUAUGUUGACGCAUAUUGUGAGCAAAACCUUUGCUGGCAUCGGCGUACUUGACCUUUUACACAACACUUCCGCCGCAUAUUUCGUCAAUCAGCCUGCGAGUACAGCGAUCAAAGUUCUUACCGGACUGGGCUUUGCGGGGGCUGCGGUUUGCAGCGAUUGGAUCUUUGGGGGAUGUUUGGUGUACGACCUGAUUGCGCUAAGUGUUGGGCAAAGUGUAGUCGAUCCAGGUUGGGGGAGGACGCUAGGUGGAUUUGCCGCCGGGACAGCGGCGAUAGUUGGAGUGAAGAAUUGGUUGUUACCACCAUAUGUUAAGGGUAAUAACGGAUACACGACAGUUGAAGACGCAGGUGAAGCUUAGAGAGACCAAAUAACCCAGGUAGGGGAUGCUUGAUGCCUAAUGUUCGAAGAACGCUUCGAGCACUCGAGAAGUGAAUAUGAUCCGAUUGAAUCAUAGCAACGAUUGUCAUCAACCUUUGCUAAGUGGCAACAUUGUCUCCGAAACUAGAGGAGUUUGGCCAUCGAAUGCCCCCACGCACGUCUCUACCCAAUGGCGAGUGCCUAACAUAGAUCAUGGAUCUCAUUGAAAUAAUAUCAAAGCAAC